This is a messenger RNA of Fomitopsis serialis, 1374 nucleotides long. RefSeq lists its product as uncharacterized. Lineage: Eukaryota; Fungi; Basidiomycota; Agaricomycetes; Polyporales; Fomitopsidaceae. The record is from RefSeq and is a predicted model, not a curated record. The transcript has 8 exons. The coding region runs from base 114 to 1043 and encodes 309 amino acids.
UAUACUCGUGUACAGGAACGUCGGUGAGGUCGCUUUUUCUUCUGCUGUGACAGCAGUGCUGAUGCUAGAUUGUUCUAUGAGACCAACUCUCGUCUGCUGCGUCCACCGUCAAUAUGAAAGCCGAUGACCUCCAGACGCUAGCGUCCAUGAUCAAGACGACAAAGAGUCUCGGAUCGAAUCGAUACACUGCCUGCGCUAUUGGACGUCUCAUGUGCCUGUUCGCGCAUGACAGGUAUCAUUAUUUCCACGGCCAGAAGGUCGCACGUCUCGACAGGUACCAGAGGAAGCGAACAGCCCUUGCUGCACUACUAUCCCCUCUCCUCUUCAAUGCACCGGAGGUCCAUCUGCGGUCGCUAGAGAGGAUAUGGAUUGAUCAGAUCAUCAAUGAGAUCGCCUGGACGCAGUUCAUCCACAAGCUCCAGACAGACUGGCAGGAGGCCGUACUCACAGCGACAGUGUUACUGAACGCCAACAUAUCAUUUAUGACCAUAAAUGACGUUGAUAGUGGCGACGGUACUCGGACACCGGCGCAAAUAGCAAGUUUCGUGUCCACCAUUGCUAGUAUCGCCGCCACAGUGAUUGGUAUGCUACUGGUCCGACAAUACCGAGUCAAGCCCAAGGAGACAGCUACGGAUGCGGUGACGUAUCUGACAAGUAGAAGGCACCCGAAACUCGGUUUGGAGACACUGGCCAUCAUGUAUAGUUUGCCGUAUGCGCUUCUCAUGUGGGCGGUGGUGACGUUCCUGGUUGCCUUCGCGCUGGAGUGCUUCCACGACCGUGACAUCCCAACUAUCACGGUAACCGCGACGACGUGGGGAUUGGCGGCGAUGCUGCUCGUCCUGUGCCUCUACACGGUUUGGGAGGGCGGCGACAUCUCCGUGCAUCAGUGGCUGCGCGACGUAUGGGAGAGCGCGUGCGACCGUGUACGGAGAGUCCGCGAUCGGGUUACACGGAAGAGGAAGGACGAAGAGGAAAAGGCCGAUCCAACAUCGAGUCCAUCGAGCGAUACCGCCGCUCCAGAUAUUGCUAUGGAAGAAUGCUGAUGGCAAGGAUUCGGGCGCUGCUCGGGCAUGUAUAGUUGGGCGGUGACCACGACAUCGCCAUCGCCUAUACUCAGGAGCAUUCGGCAACUACGACAUAUUUAGGUUCUGUGCAUAUUGGUAUUCAUGACGGACUCGGAAGUGACAAACGGAGUGGCGAUUACCACAGGCUAUGUAUGUAUUAUACGAUCUAUUGUACGCAACGCUGUCAUUGCUAUUGGGCAACGCGUCAUUGGAUUGGCGUUGCCUGCUUUCUGUCAAGCCCUUGCAUUAUAUACGAGUAAAUACGAGGGCACAGUGGUGUUACGCAAUCCCUCAUGACGAAUAAAGGAAG